Lodderomyces margitis is the source of this 1629-nucleotide messenger RNA. RefSeq lists its product as uncharacterized. The transcript has a single exon. Gene Ontology annotation, biological process: regulation of transcription by RNA polymerase II. The record is from RefSeq and is a predicted model, not a curated record. Gene Ontology annotation, cellular component: Set3 complex. Gene Ontology annotation, molecular function: protein binding; transcription corepressor activity. Bases 1 to 1629 code for a protein of 542 amino acids. Lineage: Eukaryota; Fungi; Ascomycota; Pichiomycetes; Serinales; Debaryomycetaceae.
AUGUCACUUACCAGCAGAGAACUAAACUAUCUAAUAUGGCGAUAUUUUCAAGAAGCAGGCUACGAUUUGUCUGCCUUCACAUUUGAUCGACAGUCACAAUGCCUGAAAUAUGAACAUGCCGAAAAUGAAAAGAUAAUUGAAAAGAUAGAGCCGGGAUGUCUAGUGGAUUUGGUCCAGAAGGGCAUUCUAUAUACUAUUGCAGACUCAGAUUCCAAGGGUGAUAGUGACUAUAGUUUAUUGGGAGCACUAGUACAACAAGAAAUUACCAACUUGAGUGACACUAACUUCAGCAAGGCAAAGUGUCAAAAGAGAUUCCAGCUAAAGACAGAAGCUGAAAAUGGUAAACAAGAGGAUGAUAUGGAGCUUGACAAUAGCACGGAAAGUAUCAAGUUUGAAACGAAGGAAACUUCACCAGAGCUGAAUUUCCCAUCUAGUUUAACAUGUGAUUGGCAUCCUACAAGUGAGGUUCUUGCUUAUGGUAAACCUAAUGGUAGUGCCAUAAUCAAUGCAAUAAUUGAUGGAAAAUUUGUCGAGUCAGUAGAAAUAAGCCAUCCUGAUUUGCUAAACGUCAAAAAUGAAAUAAACAUUGUAUCAUGGUCUCCAUUGGGCAAUUUACUCCUCACGACUGGUGCAUUUAGUGAAAUUCGAGCUUGGUCCCCUGAUGGAAGGCUUAAAAAUAUCGCAAACACUGUUUUUGAGGAUAUCAAUGCAGAAAGUGAGAUUAAGCAAUCGCUUAUCACUAGUGUGUUAUGGAACAAGCUGGGUAAAUUUGUAAUUACUAUUGACAGUGUAAAUCGUACGACACUUUGGGAUGGGGUAACUUUAUCCCUAGUACGACAAAUUCAAACUGAAGAACAGACCGAUACAGCUAUACAAACUGCCUGUUGGUUGGGUGAGGAUAAAUUUGCCCUCACAACAGCAACGCAAGGGAUAAAAAUUUACGACAUUACACAGCCUCACCUCGGUGUCAAUAGCUUUGAAGUUCAAUCCAUUGGUAAUUUGCCUGGGCAUCAAAAUCACAUUUCAUUGAUAAAGCUUAAUGAUUUUUCUAAGCUUUUGGCUACAUGUUCUGAUUUUGACUAUGAGAUCAAGGUGUGGAGCAGUUCUUCCACCCAUACAUCCUUAGACUUGAACGUGAAGUCUGAAAAGAAUCAAGGCUUGAAACUACAUGCCUCGCCAAUAAUUGGAUUACAUUGGAUACCUAGUACUGAAAAGAGCAUAUUAAUAUCUCUCUCAAUGGAAGGUAAUUUCAAUAUCUGGGAUGCUGAAUCAGGCGAUAAUAUCAAGAGUUCUGAAUUGUUUAAAAAUGCUGAAAACUUCUCUUCAGAGUUACGCCACCACGUUUCGAAGGAAGUUUUGCUAUUCAAUAGCGUCUUGUCGCCAAAUGGGAAACUAUUAGCCAUAGGUGAUGAUUAUGGAAAGAUAUCAGUUUGGGAUGUCAACAUUGAUGGGUAUACAAGCGAAGACAAGAGCUUUGUAAAAUGUGUCACUUUAUACACGCCAGAGAUACCGCAAGUUGAAGGAAAAGAAGCUACUAUUGGAUUAUGUGAUCUACACUGGGACCAUGAGUCGAAAAAGUUAGCUGCGUCAUAUAUUGGAAUAGAAAGUGUAAUAAUUAGUGUUGUAUGA